AUGUUCACUAAGCUGUUUGUGGUGGGCCUUCUGGCCACGGCCUGCCUGGCCGCCGAGGAGAAGAAGGCGGCUGAGGACCUGAAGACGGACAGCUCGUCCACCAGCUUCUCCCACAGCAGCCUCGGCUCGGUGCACUCUGGAUUGUCGACGUACCACGCUCCUUCCACCACCUACGCCCCUGCCAGCUCCUACCACGCGGCGUCGGCUGGCUACGCCUCUGGCUCGUCCUACCACGCUCCGUCCCCCACUUACUCUUCCAGCUCGUCGUACCACGCUCCAUCUACUGGUUACUCGUCGGGCUCCUCGUACCACGCUUCGUCCCCCUCGUACUCCUCCAGCUCGUCAUACCACGCUCCGUCUACCGGCUACUCGUCGGGGUCCUCGUACCACGCUCCGUCCCCCACCUACUCGUCCAGCUCGUCGUACCACGCUCCGUCUACUGGCUACUCGUCGGGCUCCUCGUACCACGCUCCGUCCCCCUCUUACUCGUCCAGCAGCUCGUCCUACCGCGCUCCGUCUACUAGCUACUCGUCGGACCCCUCGAACCACGCCGAGCCGGUCUACUCGCCCAGCUCCUCCUACCACGGCGCCGCCCCCAGCUACGCCCCCGUCUCGCCCAACCACGGCCCGGCUAGCUACGCCUCGGAGGGGUACGCCGCGCCCCAUCAGAGCAGCUACCGCCCGAGCUACCAGCCCGUGCAGACGUACCACCAGGCGUGA
Messenger RNA from Pollicipes pollicipes, 720 nucleotides. Its product is annotated as DNA-directed RNA polymerase II subunit RPB1-like. The transcript is spliced from 4 exons. Bases 1 to 720 code for a protein of 239 amino acids. Lineage: Eukaryota; Metazoa; Arthropoda; Thecostraca; Pollicipedomorpha; Pollicipedidae. The record is from RefSeq and is a predicted model, not a curated record.